Naegleria fowleri is the source of this 447-nucleotide messenger RNA. RefSeq lists its product as uncharacterized. The record is from RefSeq and is a predicted model, not a curated record. NCBI's taxonomy places the organism in Eukaryota, Heterolobosea, Eutetramitea, Acrasida, Naegleriidae. The transcript has a single exon. Bases 1 to 447 code for a protein of 148 amino acids.
AUGAAAGCAACAACAACAACAAACCAUAAAAGAACGAAAUCGUCUUCUUCUUCUUCAAGGGGAGGAGGUUCUACUAAUUAUACCACUCGAUUGCCUCUUGCGGCCUUGUUGCAUCCUGUCCAUCCGAAUACCUAUGAACACAAUGUCGUGACGUGUCAUUCCAAUGUGUCGUUGAAUCAAAAGUCUUCUUUGCCAAUACCAGCUAGCAAGUCUUCCUCUCUUGAUGUACUUCAUGGUUCUUCUCUUGAUGAGGGAUCUUCAGAGCAGUCGCCUUCCCAAUCACCACAAUCAUCUCGGGUGUGGAUUGCUGAAUCCCAGCUGUCAAAUGCCACACGAAUGUCACCUUCCAACAAUAGCAGUAACAAAAUAUUUAGAUUUUAUCAAAAUAUGUGGAAUGCAAACAGAAAAUUCACACGAUCAACAGCUCAGAAUGGAAAUGGAGAUUGA